CAGUCUCUCAACACCAAUCUAUUCUUCCUUUUCAUCCUCUUGUCGAUGGAUAUUGAGUCUUCUAAAGUUAAAAAAGCAUCCGUUCUCUCGGAUAUACUGCUUUGGACCUCCCACUUGUAUUCAUUGCCUUUGCGUUCGGACAUACACUUCCGUUUGGAUUCAAUGCCAACUUUGAUUCCGACACCAUAUACCCCUCAGUUGGCAGAGCAUGCACCUAUUUCCUGAAUAACUCAGCCGCUUCAUGUCUUACAAAGUUAAUGGAUCCUGCCCCGAUGACAAGCUCCUGGCCCAAAAGCUUCUCCUCAAGGGUUGUGAGCCCUCCCUCGACGCCCUUGCCGCCCCUCCUAUGUAUGCCGAACCAUACCCUCUUCCAACCAGCUUAUGGACCACGCCGUCCGACAACUCCGCUGUAUGGACGGCUUACACUUGCAAGAACUUCGAAUGUCUCGUUAACCCAAAGCAUAGGGAAAAGAGAUUCAGCAAUUGUAAAGAUUGUUUCGAUCUGCAAGCAGUUGAGAAAACUCGUUGGGCCGUAUUUGGAGGUAAUUAUCGAGGACUUGACUUCAGCAUCGACGAAGUAUUGGCAAUGAAGAAUCCCGGCACGAUACGUAUCAGGCUCGACAUUGGAGGUGGAGUGGCUACUUUUGCUGUGAGAAUGAUGGCAAGGAACAUAACCAUUGUUACAACCUCCAUGAAUUUGAAUGGUCCAUUCAAUAAUUUCAUCGCCUCGAGAGGGGUUGUGCCUCUGUACAUUAGCAUUUCUCAAAGGCUACCGUUCUUCGACAACACGUUGGACAUCGUGCAUUCCAUGCACGUAUUGAGUAACUCGAUUCUGACGACAUUGCUGCACUUCUUGAUGUUUGAUAUCUACAGGAUCCUCAGGCCCGGGGGGUUGUUUUGGCUCAACCAUUUCUUCUGUGUGGAAGAGCAGUUCGAGGAGCUUUACAAGCCGCUAAUAGAGAGCAUUGGAUACAAGAAGUUGAAGUGGGGUCGUGGGGAAGAAGCUCGAUCGCGGUCCGAGCGCAGAGAGAUGUACCUUUCGGCUUUGUUGGAGAAGCCAUUGAACAAAUCCUGGUGAUCAUCUUCCUUUCUUGAUUCAAUCAAACCGAGAUUUGACUUUUUGAUUUCUGCUUUUCUUAUUUUCAACGAAUGGUUGCAAUCCAUAUGGAGCAAAUUCAUCAGCAGAGAUGAAAAACUCACUGGCAUAGUAUUCUUUAUCUGUCCCCUGCGGUCCCGUUCCCCUUCUGUUGUCGUCUCUUAAUUCGGGUUGACAUUAGAUUUGCUAGUUCUCUCGUCUCUAGCAAACUGUACUCUCUAUUUGAGAUGAAGAGGAAAAUAUCAUUCUCUAAUUAACAUUAAACAACCAAAGAUCGAUGG
Juglans microcarpa x Juglans regia is the source of this 1377-nucleotide messenger RNA. RefSeq names its product probable methyltransferase At1g29790. Lineage: Eukaryota; Viridiplantae; Streptophyta; Magnoliopsida; Fagales; Juglandaceae. The transcript has a single exon. The coding region runs from base 242 to 1078 and encodes 278 amino acids. The record is from RefSeq and is a predicted model, not a curated record. Gene Ontology annotation, molecular function: methyltransferase activity.